AUCUUCGUUUUCCGAAUAAUCACGGGUUGCCGUAUUCUCUCUCUCUCUCUCUCUCUCUCUCUCACUUUCAGACAUCGUCGGCCCUAGUUGACCUUAAUUUCGACUUGGUGUUAAUCAGCUCUAAACGGAUGGAAAGUGGUUCAUCCUUAUACUACGGAACUGUGUCUUUGUCAUGGUGUCAAGGAAUAAUUUUGCCUCCCAAAACAGUGCCUUUGCGGAUCUCUUUCAAUUCAAAAUCACAACUUUUGAAGCUUGACCUUUGCCACGGUCUUUGUUCACCCCCUUCUUUUCAGUUGUUCGCUUAUAAGGGACGCUAUAUCGGGUGCUUUCAACAUAAAAGGGAGAGUCUGGGUUGUUCAAGUUGUUCUGCUCGCAAUAGCUUUAUAUGCAGUCCGAGGGCGCAUGGCAUCAUACCGUGGUCCCUUUCUAAUAAACAGGAGAAGCUUAAUGUGCCACAUUACAAUGUUAAAAUGCAAAACCGAGGGAAGGCAUCCAGAGACAUAGUUGUGAGAUCUGAACUUACUGGAACUGGGAUCCCUGACACAACUUUCCCGUUACCAGAACAAAACAUGGUUUCAAAAGCUAGGGGGAUAUGCUUUUAUGCUGUUACUGCUGUUGUCGCAAUUUUUCUAUUUGUGCUGAUGGUCUUGCAGCAUCCUUUUGUGCUCUUGUUGGAUCGAUACCGAAGAAAAGCUCAUUUCUUUAUUGCUAAACUUUGGGCAACGUUAACUGUGAGUCCAUUUUUAAAUAUUAAGUUUGAGGGAUUGGAGAAUCUGCCUCCAGUACAGACUCCAGCCGUAUAUGUCUCCAACCACCAGAGUUUUCUAGACAUAUAUACUCUUCUGACUCUCGGGAGACCCUUUAAGUUCAUCAGCAAAACCAGCGUAUUCCUCUUCCCUAUUAUUGGUUGGGCCAUGUUUCUCUUGGGUGUAAUUCCUUUAAAGCGCAUGGACAGCAGAAGCCAGUUGGACUGUCUUAAGCGAUGUAUGGAUCUUAUAAAGAAGGGGGCCUCAGUCUUUUUCUUCCCAGAAGGAACACGGAGUAAAGAUGGAACACUAGGUGCUUUUAAGAAAGGUGCCUUUAGCGUUGCGGCAAAGGCUAAAGUGCCAGUAGUGCCUAUCACCCUUAUAGGAACUGGUAAACUCAUGCCUUCAGGAAUGGAGGGUAUCUUGAAUUCUGGAGAUGUCAAAGUCAUUAUUCAUAAGCCAAUAGAAGGAAGUGAUCCGCAAGUGCUGUGCGAUGAAAGUAGAAAUGUAAUUGUAAAUGGGCUCACGCGUCAUGCCUAAGUAUCUGCUCACACUUUUGUUUUUUUGGGCCUGCAAGGCCAAAUAAUAAUUAACCUCUUUGUCUAGAACAUAGACUUAUACCCUGAAGUUUCAGAUUAGGACUUACUCAAGUGUAGCACCUAAAACUUUUGCGGCAGAAUGGCGCUCGACUCGUUUCCACCAGCUGAGAAAUUCUUAGGUUUAGUGGUAGAGCUGCCAUACUCACUAACAAAACUUAUCACUGGUGGGCUUUUGCAAUAUCAGAUGGUUACAUUACAGAUAUCAACUUGUCGUGUUUUGUUCUGUAGAGACAGGAUCAAACAAGGGGUGGGUCAGUCAUUUGCUGGUUGACCAAAUUCUGUUCAGUUUUCACAAAUGGUCAUAAAGUGGCUUCUCAAUCUUCUACUUUUGCUUUCAACAUUCUGCCCUUUGCUUGCUUAAUAAGUGAUCUGUUUUACAAUUUUGAUUUUCUUCAUUGUAUCAUGCUUGGAUAACUGGAUGUGAUGUUUGAGAAAUCUUUCUCAUCUCGAGUGAAAUUACAAUUUACAACAGUACCACCACUACUACUAAUAUCUGAAAUUGAUUUAACUGGUGAUAGCUGUUGGUUCCUAAGGUAAAAUAGCAUCCUCAAUUAAGAAUUUAAUGUGGAAGGAAA
Messenger RNA from Morus notabilis, 1920 nucleotides. RefSeq names its product 1-acyl-sn-glycerol-3-phosphate acyltransferase 1, chloroplastic. The coding region runs from base 129 to 1286 and encodes 385 amino acids. The record is from RefSeq and is a predicted model, not a curated record. The transcript is spliced from 8 exons. Gene Ontology annotation, molecular function: 1-acylglycerol-3-phosphate O-acyltransferase activity. NCBI's taxonomy places the organism in Eukaryota, Viridiplantae, Streptophyta, Magnoliopsida, Rosales, Moraceae. Gene Ontology annotation, cellular component: membrane. Gene Ontology annotation, biological process: phosphatidic acid biosynthetic process.